GACGACUGCUUGAUUCUUCUCCCCUUUACUGUUUCUCUGUCUGCAAAAAUUCCUUAUUAGCUUCAAAUCAUGGCUGAGACCCAAGAUGCGGACGGGUCAGCAAAGAAGACGACAAGGAGUGCAUCCAAUAAACUCAGGAAUUCGAUGUCAAAGAGAGGUAGGAGGAGCAGUAAAGCAAUGUCUAUUGAAAUUGAUGAUGAGCGUAGUCCGGAGGAGGUGGAGUCUGUUGAUGCCUUUCGCCAGGCACUUUUAUCGGAGGACAAGCUACCUGCAAGACAUGACGAUUAUCAUACGAUGCUCAGGAUGAUUAAUGGGUUUGCAUGUGAAUCCAAUUGUAGAAUGUAAGUUCAAGAAGGAUUUGAGAAGCAAUGCACAGUCUGAUUUAUGUGGCCAUUUAUCCGCA
Molecule: messenger RNA, 403 nt
Organism: Hibiscus syriacus
Lineage: Eukaryota; Viridiplantae; Streptophyta; Magnoliopsida; Malvales; Malvaceae
Product: phosphatidylinositol/phosphatidylcholine transfer protein SFH3-like
Exons: 3
Coding region: 70-345 (91 amino acids)
Source: RefSeq, a predicted model, not a curated record